CUUACAUGACCUGACAAGUGUUCGACGGUGAGCUAUCGUAGGUUAUGAACUGUUGGUCCUUGUUAGACUCUCUUGUCUGCCUGGCAAGGCCAUUGUUACAUCAAGAUAUCAGGCUCUGCAUGUCUGAUUGUCCGAGACACUUCGUCUCACCAAAGGAAAGCCACUUGGUCAAUGGAACGCAUGCAUGUUGCCAGCAUGAACUACCGGAGACCUCGGCGGUUGAGCCUGUCUUAUUCGUCAGCCUUAAGAAUUUCGUUCUCGCUUGUUGCUUCAACGCCAACUUACAUAAAAUCGUCAGGGAUCUUGGUUGUCACAGUAGCUGUCAACGGUCGGCUUAUCCACUAUCAAAACAACAGGGCUGGUGCUCAGUCGGUGCCACUGAGAAAAUGUCUUCACGAGAAAACGAGUCAAGAAUUGAACUCUUGGAGUGGACAGACACCAUGGAAACGGAUAUAAGAUGUGGAUUGUGUUAACUUCCUAUACCUCCACUUCGCUAGUUGGAUCUACCAAACACACUGCUGAUUACCACGAUAUAGCUCCAAACACUGCUAUAUAGACUAUGUACCUUGGUAAUAGUCCAACUAUUCACAGAGCCCUGUGAUUAAACAUGAAACUUUUGUUAUCGCAAUGUUACUGUUCCUUUGC
Molecule: messenger RNA, 645 nt
Organism: Fusarium odoratissimum NRRL 54006
Lineage: Eukaryota; Fungi; Ascomycota; Sordariomycetes; Hypocreales; Nectriaceae
Exons: 1
Coding region: 45-473 (142 amino acids)
Source: RefSeq, a predicted model, not a curated record